GUAGGUACCUGGUCAGUGAGCAGAUUCCCAGGCCUGGGACCUUGCAGGGAUCAGAACGGGAUCGCAGGUAUCCGGACCCGACCUAGGAAAGUACCAGGGAUGGGAAGAGCAGGUGUGCGGCCGUGGGCUGCGUCAGUGGGCACCUGGACGGCCCUCACGGAUAUUCCGGGGGUCGCGGCAAAAGAGGAGCAGGCCUGAUUCGGGGCUGCGCGAGGAUGCGUCCGAGAUGCAAUGAGCAGAUUCUGAAGAAGGGGAUAUCGCUGAGGUCCAGUACUGGAGGGACUGCUUUGUGCAGGGACCCUCUGGUAUGUACGUCUCUGUCUUUCUGGGGUGUGGAUGGUGCCCAGGCCCCAGCCAGCAGCCAGUUGAAGACAUUCUUCUUGGGAACUCUUGGCCCUGAGGGCUCUUGCCUGGGGUGCUGGUCCUGCCAUGGCGUUCCGGAGGACUGAGGGCAUGUCCAUGAUCCAGGCCCUGGCCAUGACUGUGGCUGAGAUCCCUGUGUUCCUGUACACCACCUUUGGGCAGUCUGCAUUCUCACAGCUGCGGUUGACCCCAGGCCUGCGGAAGGUCCUCUUUGCCACUGCCCUGGGGACCGUGGCCUUGGCCUUGGCUGCCCACCAGCUGAAGAGGCGACGGCGGAGGAAGAAGCAGGUCGGCCCUGAGAUGGGAGGCGAGCAUCUGGGCACAGUGCCUCUCCCCAUCCUCAUGGCCAGGAAGGUCCCGUCAGUGAAGAAAGGCUACUCCAGCCGGAGGGUACAGAGCCCCAGUAGCAAGAGCAACGACACCUUGAGUGGCAUCUCCUCCAUCGAGCCCAGCAAGCACUCGGGCUCCUCGCGCAGCUCGGCCUCAAUGGUGGCAGUGCACUCAUCCAGCCCCACAGCUGCAUGCUCGGGACCAUGGGACGCCAGAGGGACGGAGGAAUCUGUGGCCACCAGUGAUGGCAAUGCGGAAAGCCUCUACAUGCAAGGCAUGGAGCUGUUCGAGGAGGCUCUGCAGAAGUGGGAACAGGCGCUGAGUGUGGGGCAGAAGGGGGAUGGCGGCAGCACCCCCACACCAGGGGACAGCCUCCGGAACCCCGAGACUGCAUCAGAGGAACUGUCUGAGCCCGAGUCGCAGCGAAGGGAGUUUGCAGAGAAGCUGGAGUCCCUGCUGCACCGGGCCUACCACCUGCAGGAGGAGUUUGGGUCCACUUUCCCAUCUGAUAGCGUGCUGCUGGACCUCGAGCGGACCCUCAUGCUGCCCCUGGCCGAGAGCUCGCUGCACCUGCGGGCGGACGAUGAGGACAGCCUGACCUCAGAGGAUUCCUUCUUCUCCGCCACCGAGCUCUUUGAGUCCCUGCAUAUCGGAGAUUACCCACUCCCACUUUCCAGGCCUGCCGCUGCCUACGAGGAGGCCCUGCGGCUGGUGAAGGAGGGGAGGGUGGCCUGCCGGACCCUCAGGACAGAGCUGCUGGGUUGCUACAAUGACCAGGACUUCCUGGCCAAGCUGCACUGUGUGCGGCAGGCCUUCGAGGGCCUUCUGGAAGACAAGAGUAACCAACUUUUCUUCGGGGAGGUGGGCCGGCAGAUGGUGACAGGCCUGAUGACUAAGGCUGAGAAGAGCCCCAAAGGCUUCCUGGAGAGCUACGAGGAGAUGCUGAGCUACGCCUUGCGGCCUGAGACCUGGGCCAUCACACGGUUGGAGCUGGAGGGCCGUGGGGUGGUGUGCAUGAGCUUCUUCGACAUCGUGCUGGACUUCAUCCUCAUGGACGCCUUCGAGGACCUGGAGAACCCCCCGUCCUCGGUGCUUGCUGUCCUGAGGAACCGCUGGCUGUCAGACAGCUUCAAGGAGACGGCCCUGGCCACUGCCUGCUGGUCAGUCUUGAAAGCCAAGAGGAGACUGCUGAUGGUGCCCGAUGGCUUCAUCUCCCAUUUCUACUCCGUAUCGGAGCACGUAAGCCCCGUCCUAGCCUUUGGCUUCCUCGGCCCCAAGCCCCAGCUUGCUGAAGUCUGUGCUUUCUUCAAGCACCAGAUCGUGCAGUACCUGAGGGACAUGUUCCACCUGGACAAUGUGCGCUACACGUCAGUGCCAGCACUGGCAGAUGACAUCCUGCAGCUGUCCCGGCGCCGCAGCGAGAUCCUGCUUGGCUUCCUGGGGGCACCGGUGGCCUGCAACAUUGGCCUGAAUGGGGUGCUGCCCCACGAGAAUGGGCCCCCAGAGGGGCUGCAGUAGUGGUGGGUGCAGGCUUGGGAGAGGUGGCUGCCUGGGCUUCACACACGUGGGGGUGGUAGCGAGAAGGCCGCCUCUCCCCUCCUUUGGAUUGGCAUUGAAGGGCCCGGGUGGCUGUGGCUGUCAGCUGGGCACUUGUCCCUGACGUUGCCCUCCCCAUAAUCUGGGAAUUCCUGAUGCCUGGGGCGCAAAUUUCCUUGGAGAGGGAUGAAGUGCCUGGGCUGCCUGACUGCCCUCGGCUGUGCCUGGGGCACAGAGGUGGCCCAGUGGCCUGUGGGCCUGUGGGAGGGGAAGGCGCUGUGAGGAGAGUUGAGACAGGCAGAGCUGGAUGCCCUGGGUGUGGGACGCCUGAACCUCCCACCAACCCAGGGCUGCUGGCAUGUGGCCCUGGGAGCGUGGAAGUGAAAGACGGGGAGGCAGGGCUCUGUGCUAGGAGAAACUUGGGUGCACAGUCUCAGAAUCCAGGCGUCUGGCCCCUGCCACCACCCUAGAGAGUUUGCGACUCCAGAGAGGGAGGGUGGGGGCCACAGACUGUGGCUCGGGGGCACCUUGGUGGGCAGCAUGCCUAGGCCAGCUGGAGUGGGACAGAGUGGGUCUGCUUGCUUUGUGCUCAUGACUGGGCAGGUGCUGGGCCCAAAUCAAACCCAA
Molecule: messenger RNA, 2856 nt
Organism: Manis javanica (Malayan pangolin)
Lineage: Eukaryota; Metazoa; Chordata; Mammalia; Pholidota; Manidae
Gene: MIGA2
Product: mitoguardin 2
Biological process (GO): mitochondrial fusion
Source: RefSeq, a predicted model, not a curated record